Thlaspi arvense is the source of this 1168-nucleotide messenger RNA. Lineage: Eukaryota; Viridiplantae; Streptophyta; Magnoliopsida; Brassicales; Brassicaceae. The record is from the annotation of a GenBank genome assembly.
AUGGCUGGAGGUGGAAACAAGAGAGACGAAGGAUCGAUCACGAUUCAGAGCACCAAUUUGUUCGCAGCUUUGGACACUCGCAAGAAGAAGAAGUCUGAUAAGAGCAAAGGGACUUCUCUUUUGCCUCUCUCGCUGCUGAAAUUGGUUGUGAUUUUUGCUGUAUGCCUGUUGGGAUUUGACUUGAUGGCAGAAAGUGAAAGUGAGGAAGACAUUCUUGAUGAAGGUGAUGAUGAUGUCGAGGAAGAUCAGGAACAGGAAACAGAGGUGCAAGUUCUUCCGGAACCAGAGCCUGAGGUGAAGAAAGCUCCUGAAGUUCCUGCACCUCCUAAAGAGGCAGAGAGGCAACUUUCGAAGAAAGAGAGGAAAAAGAAAGAACUUGCUGAGCUUGAGGCUUUGUUGGCAGAUUUUGGAGUUGCCCCUAAGGAGACUAAUGGCCAAGAAGAUUCUCAAGAGGCUAAGCAAGAAAAAAAAGAAGAGCUCAAUGGAGAGGGAGAGAAGAAGGAAAAUGCAGCAGGUGGGGAAUCAAAGGCAUCGAAAAAGAAGAAGAAGAAGGAUAAGCAAAAGGAGGUCAAAGAAUCUCAAGGGCAGCAAGAAAACAGUGUUGUAGAUGAAGCUACCGGGUCUGAACCAACUGAGGAAGAAUCUGCAAUGGAUGUCAAGGAGAGGCUAAAAAAGAUUGCAUCCAUGAGGAAGAAGAAAUCAAGCAAAGAGACGGAUGCUGCAGCGAAAACCGCCGCGCAGGAGGCGGCUGCAAGACGCGCGAAGCUGGCCGCUGCAAAGAAGAAGGAGAAGAACCACUAUAACCAACAGCCUGUGCGGUAAAUCCUGAACCAACCACCAUUUUGAUUUUGAUGGAAAAUAUGAGCAUGUAUUUCAUAUAUUUUGUUCAUAUGAGUCUCCCUGCCGUAAUAAAUGUUUUGAGAGUCUCUGGUCUUAGAGUUUGAAGACAUUGAAUCCUUUUUUUUUUUCUAGUCGUAUCAUGAUGAACAAGGUACAGACAAAUACCUCAUCUCUGGAAAAUUUCCUUUCUUUUUGAACACUUCUGUUUUUUAUUUUAAUCUCAGACCCUUUUUUUAGGUUCGAUGAUUGCAUUCUCUCUUUAAUCAUCUCCUUAUGUAUGAUUUGAGAGUUGCUUUAUGGUUACGUUGGAUUACCAACUUUAUGGUUU